GUUUCAUUUUUCAUUCGUCAUUUGUUUCACUCCAGUAUCGUCCGUAUCGUCUCACUCAGACACUCACUCGUUACUCGAAAAAAUGGCUUCGCUAGUUUGUCGAUCGGUUUUUGCUGCAACUCGGCGAGGAGUUUCUACCACCGCUGUUAGGGCGGCAGAUAGAGCUAUGAACGAUCCCGUUGAACAUGCUACCGGAUUAGAAAAGCGUGAAAUUCUUGCCAAGCAAGCUGGACGAGAGGAUCCAUAUGAAAUGCAAGUCUACAAAAGAGUUGCUGGAACCAAGGAAAAACCCAAUGUUGUUCCCUCUGUUGCAGACUACCGUGUUGUAGGUUGCGUCUGUGAAGAAGAUGCUACUGCCAUCAACUGGAUGUGGCUUUACAAAGGUGAACCCAAGCGCUGUGAAUGUGGCUACUGGUUUAAAUUGGUUGAUUCGAAACCCGUUUAGAAUUUAGACUUAUUUGAAAGGGUAAAAGCUUUCUGAAUGUAUAGAAGAGAACGAAUAAAAGAAGCAGUCCUGAUA
Daphnia pulicaria is the source of this 520-nucleotide messenger RNA. Its product is annotated as cytochrome c oxidase subunit 5B, mitochondrial-like. Gene Ontology annotation, biological process: mitochondrial electron transport, cytochrome c to oxygen. Gene Ontology annotation, cellular component: mitochondrial envelope. The record is from RefSeq and is a predicted model, not a curated record. The coding region runs from base 83 to 445 and encodes 120 amino acids. Lineage: Eukaryota; Metazoa; Arthropoda; Branchiopoda; Diplostraca; Daphniidae. The transcript has 3 exons.